Molecule: messenger RNA, 2282 nt
Organism: Lycium barbarum (goji berry)
Lineage: Eukaryota; Viridiplantae; Streptophyta; Magnoliopsida; Solanales; Solanaceae
Product: CBS domain-containing protein CBSCBSPB5-like
Exons: 14
Coding region: 258-1910 (550 amino acids)
Molecular function (GO): protein binding
Source: RefSeq, a predicted model, not a curated record
CUCUAAAAACUUGGCAUCCUCCCAAAAACAUUCAAUUGCAAUUUGCUUGCCAUUCCUUUCCUGUCUUUCUCCCAUUUCUCAGGCUUCCUUCUCUCUCCUACUCCUUGCCGUUUCCCGGAAAAUUCAUCUCAAGAAUUUUCCCGGAAAAAAGGCAUAUUCAUCAUUAACGACCAGGAUUCAUUAAUUUUGGCUCCACAAUUAUAUAGUAUUGUGUAUUACGUGAUUUUGGUAGGUUGAAUUUGAUUGGAUAAUUUGAGAUGACUACGAGUCAAGGAGGAGGAUCGUCGAGGAGGAGCUCGUUGUCGUUGACGAGUUCGGUAUCUAAUUUGAAGAAGAAAAGUACAGCUGCUGAUAAUGGUGGAGGACAACCUGAUUCUGCUCCAAGAAAAUCGAUUUCGUCGUCUCGUUCCAUGGGAUUGACUGGAGAGCGGACAGUUAAGAGACUGCGACUGUCGAAAGCCCUAACAGUACCUGAUACUACAAGUAUUUAUGAUGCUUGCCGCAGGAUGGCUGCUCGCAGAGUUGAUGCUUUAUUGCUGACAGACUCAAAUGCAUUACUAUGCGGUAUCCUGACAGAUAAGGACAUAGCGACAAGGGUUAUUGCUCGCGAAAUUAAUAUUCAGGAAACACCAGUUUCAAAGAUUAUGACGAAAAAUCCUGUUUUUGUGCUUUCUGACACACUAGCUGUAGAAGCCUUGCAGAAAAUGGUGCUAGGAAAAUUCAGACAUUUGCCGGUUGUGGAAAAUGGAGAGGUCAUUGCUUUGCUUGAUAUAGCAAAAUGUCUUUAUGAUGCCAUUGCUCGACUUGAAAGGGCAGCUGAGAAAGGAAAGGCCAUUGCAGCUGCUGUUGAGGGCGUAGAAAAGCACUGGGGCUCAUCUGUUUCUGGUUCUAAUACAUUUAUUGAAACACUUCAGGAGCGGAUGUUCAGGCCUUCACUGUCAACCAUCAUCUCUGAGAAUUCAAAGGUGGUUAUAGUUGAACCAAGUGAUACUGUUUUAGCCGCAGCAAAAAAGAUGCUUGAAUCUCGAACAAGCUCUGCAAUAGUAAUGGUUGACAACAAACCACGAGGAAUUUUAACUUCAAAAGACAUGUUGAUGAGAGUCAUAGCUCAAGAUCUCUCCCCUGAGUCCAUUCUCGUUGAGAGGGUAAUGACCCCGAGUCCAGAAUGUGCUACAACCGAUACACCUAUUGUUGAUGCUUUACAUACAAUGCAUGAUGGAAAAUUUUUACACCUUCCUGUGGUUGAUAAAGAGGGAAUUGUAGUUGCUGUCCUUGAUGUUCUUCAUAUCACUCAUGCAGCUGUAGCCACGGUGGGAAAUACUGCUGGAGCAAAUAAUGAAGCUGCAAACACUAUGAUGCAAAAUUUUUGGGAUUCAGCUAUGGCGUUGACUCCAGAUGAUGAUGAAGAGACGCGGAGCGAGGGUUCAUUAAAAUUAGCUUCUGAAGGUGCAGAAACAGGAAGAUCGAUUCCCUAUCCUUCAGCUAGCCUGCCAAAUAUUUUUGCCUUCAAGAUUCAAGAUCGAAAGGGAAGGAUGCACAGAUUCAAUUGUGAUACACGGAGCGUGACAGAUCUCAUAACUUCAAUCAUUCAGAGACUAGGGGAUGACAUUGACCGAAACAGCCUUCCUCAGAUUUUGUAUGAAGAUGAAGACCAUGACAAGUGUAUCCUAGCAUCAGAUAGUGAUCUUUUAGCGGCAGUUGAACAUGCAAAGUUGUCAGGCUGGAAGGGAUUGAGAUUGCAUUUAGACUAUUCAGGAACGCCUGGCCGUAGGAGAGGUUCAAAUUCCGAAAGUUUAGAUUAUGCUCAUCCAGAAUCUGCAUGGGCUUCAGCCUAUACCGCUGUAGCAGCUGGUGCUGCAUUAGCUGCGAGUUUAGGUGUAUUCGCUUUCUUAAGGAGAUCCGGUGAAUGAUCACUUGAAAGUUUCGCCACAUGAUAUACCCUGCACUGGGAGCAGCAGAUAGGAAUAAUAACGGGUCAGUUUGAUUUGUACGAUUGUUGGCUGUGCUAUAGGAUUUGGAUCAGUAGCUCUAAAUUGGAGCCCAUUUUAUGUUUUUUUGCCCGGAAGCUGAAUUUGCAGGUGUUUAUUUAUCUAUACUGCUGAGAAUUGUGUCCUCUACACCCUUUGUAAUCCUCUGACCCAACAAAGUUUUAGUUCCCGGAGUGUAACAGAAUUCAGAGGUCUCAUAUGGCUCAUUGAUAUUCAUGUAAAGAUAUUGCGAAACAAACUUUCUUUGUGCUUGUAGUGACAAAUUUAAAUUUAUUGUCAAUGUCAGUGAAAAGA